This is a messenger RNA of Paramecium octaurelia, 2865 nucleotides long. The record is from the annotation of a GenBank genome assembly. NCBI's taxonomy places the organism in Eukaryota, Ciliophora, Oligohymenophorea, Peniculida, Parameciidae.
AUGGAAUUAGAUCCAGAAAGCAAAGCUAGAAAACUUCGUUCUAGAAUUAUGGAACUGAACAGCAAGAUGAAUGAGUUAUAAUAAGAUUUAGAUGCAAAAGAGACCAGGAAUACAUUUCUUGAAAGAGAAGUAUAAGAUAGUUUAAAAAAUCUCAAUAAUAUGACUAUGUAUGUUUCUAAGUAGAUUGAAAUGAUGGAAGCAGAAGCACCUUAAUAAGAAAUUUUAGAUAAGAAUCGUGUGAAGGAAUUUUUUAGAUCAAUAUCAAAGUAAGUUUUGGAGAAAUUUGGUUAUCAUAUUGACAAAUACUUCAGAUACCUUGAAGAAUGCGUUUAGGAAGAAUUUCCGGAAUAAAAUAAUAUUGAAAAUGAUAAUUAAUAUUAGCCACCACCUAUGACUUGUGCCAUCUAAGUAAAAUGUCCUAAAAACUUACUAUCAAAAGAUGUUAAAUUUUAGGAUGACAAUGUAGAUUACGUGACCGCAACUUUUAGAUAUUCUAAAAUAAACAGUUUUCAAGAUCUAAAAAAAGCCUCAUUAGUUUAUUGGAAUAUUUACAAUAUUGAUUAGGUGAGGAAAGAGAUGCAUUAUGAUGCAGGACAGACUAGUUGUAAUGAUUAGCCCACAAAAUCCAAAGUAAAUUAAUAGCCGGAUUCUUAAGUGGCAGAAUAGAUAGAUGAUAUUUUGUAGAAAUAAUAACCAGGAUUAGUAAGUCCAGGAUCUAUCUAAACAACGACUAGGAACUUAGUAUCUCCGCAAAUUGAAUAUGUAUAGGAAUGCGGAAAUAAUGAUCAGAUCAUGUUAGAAAAGUUUUGUAACAGAUAUGAAAUUGUCAAUGAUAAUCAAGAGAAUAUACAAAACACAGAAUUGAUUGAGCGUUAUUAUAACAAAGUGUUAGCAGAUUAAAAUAUAUCUUAUCUAUCUGUGACAUUGAAAAAAAAAAGAAUGAAAACUCAUCGAAGAGGUCAACCUUCAGAAUCAAGAUAAUCACAUAUUACAAGCAAUGCACAACCUGAAAAGAGUCAAGUUAGCCAUCCUCAUUAAAGUGCCAACGUUACAUUUGAUGGUUCAAAGGUAAGUGAAGAAAAACCAUUAACAUAAAUUGACGAGAAUGAGGAUGAAUAUGAUGAACAAUAAGAAUACGAUUAAUAAGAUCUCAAAAUUGGAUUAUUUAGAAAAUAUGUCUAUUUCUUUAAUAGAUUUCCUUUAUUAAAAAAGCAAUUUGUUAUUGAUGUAGAUAAACUAAAAAAAAGAGGUAGAAGUGCAGAGAAAAAUCAAGCAGAAGAAUUGAAAGGUGAAAAAUUAGAUGAUAACCAUAUCUGCAUUCUCUUCAUUCUGAUAAUCUUAAUGGCUUUGAAUAUAUUAUUUAUCUACUUUUUAGAUAAUGGAGCAUAUACAUAAUAGCACAUCAAAAAAAUAGAAAACAGUUUAAACUUAAAUAAAUUUCUUGCCAUCUCUUCAAUUUCUGAUCUCAAAGAAUAUUACACUAAUCCAUAAGGUCUCAUGUAUCAAUUUACUUCUGAUAAUUCAGAUUUUAAGACAUCCUAUGAAAUAAUUGGAGCUUUGAGAUUUCGUCAAUUAAGAACUCGAUAUACUUAAUGUCCGAAUCCUAUAAGAACUGAUAAAAUCCCUUAAAUUACUUGCAAUUAUGAAACUUAUAAUGACCAAACAUUCUUUACUGAUUAAAUUGGUGAUGGAAAAAAACCUUGGAUGCUUUUUACAGACUCAAAAAAUGAUAGGAUUACUGAAGGAUAAUUUAGUGAAUACGAUUCAAGUGGAUAUAUUUAGGAUAUAAGCCCAGAAGAUUUAACUCCAGUCUAUUAUAUUCAUAAUAUCAUAGAAGGAAUGUUUAAUCAUCCCUUCUAUUUUCAGGAAACUCUAAUUGCCUAAGUUAUGACUAUGACAGUUAGGAGUAAAAAUGAUGGGAUGUUUGUGUUUAUUGAAUUUCUCGUUGAAGUCACUGGAAUUGGUAUUUAUCCAAAAUAACCCACCAUCACUCCAUUUUCACCAAAUAUUUUUGGUAAAGGAUCAUCCUCACCUUAUUCUAUUUAUGCUGAAAUGCAUUCUGAAUCUCCUGAGAGUCCUAAUAAUAAAAAUAUUGGAUACAUCUUGUAUAUGAUUACAGUACUUAAAAUUAUUGUUGGAAUCAUCUAUACAGUAUUUUAAUUGAUCAAAAUGAAGGACUCUCUUUCCUCAGGAAUCAAAUAUUUUAUAUCUGUUGUUUUCCUUGUUAAUUCCAUGUCUUUAAUACUCAACUUUUCAACUGCAGAUUAAGCGAUGUAAUUAUUCAAAUAAAACAUUAAUGUUUAUGAUCUUGUGUAAUAAACCACUUAUAUUGACUUAGGGAAUGUUGCAGAUAGUUAUAAAAGUAUCCUUGUUAUGACUUCAUUAUGUAUUUGUGCUCAUUUAAUCAGAAUAUAUCUGAUGUUUAAUAUCUUUAAAAGUUUAGAAUAAGCCAUUGAAGCUAUUGAAUCUUAAUAUUUGUAAUUAUUGUCCAGUUUCACAUUACUUUUUCUUAUUUUGUCUGGCUUUGCUAUUAUUCUGACAAAUUAAAAGGGACCAUAUUUUGUAAACUAUAGCGUAUUUGCUAGAUCUUUGGCAUAACUGAUAUUGAUGCUUUGUAAUAGUUCUAAUAUAGGGGAAUUUUAUGAUACAGAUGUAACAUUUUCUAUGCUUUUUAUGAUAUUCUUUUACUUUAUACUUUAUCAAUUCCUAUUCGGAAUUUUGGCGAUCAUCUACAUUGACUCUUAUAGACAAGUUGUUAUUAGCUAAGGUUAACCUGAGUCAAAAAUUCUAAAAAAAAAUAAUCUAAUGAAUUGGCUCUUUAAUUGGUUACCAAAUAAAAUAUAUUAAAAAAAAAUACAGGAAUGA